Exophiala bonariae is the source of this 1905-nucleotide messenger RNA. RefSeq lists its product as uncharacterized. The transcript has a single exon. Lineage: Eukaryota; Fungi; Ascomycota; Eurotiomycetes; Chaetothyriales; Herpotrichiellaceae. The record is from RefSeq and is a predicted model, not a curated record. Gene Ontology annotation, cellular component: cytosolic [4Fe-4S] assembly targeting complex. Gene Ontology annotation, biological process: iron-sulfur cluster assembly. Bases 1 to 1905 code for a protein of 634 amino acids.
AUGAGCGCCAUUCUAUCGGCCGACGACCUCAACGACUUCAUCUCACCCGGCGUCGCAUGCAUCAAGCCUGUUGAAACACUCGCACCAAGCGCAGACAACUCCAAUCCUUACGAAGUCACCACUGAAGACAAGGUGCAGGCCUCGAAUCCUGCCCCGGCCUCCAUCUCUCUCACCGAUUGUCUCGCUUGCUCCGGCUGCGUUACUUCAGCGGAAGCCGUUCUCGUGUCAUUACAGUCACACACCGAAGUCCUAAACACUCUCGAUUCAUAUCCGCCACUGGACGUGCGGCGGCGUCUGGGUGAUCUACAGAAUGGGCUGACCAACGGAGCACUCUCGCAGUCAUCAACACCACAGGAUGCGAAGAUAUUUGUUGCCAGCGUAAGCCCGCAGGUCCGGGCGAGUCUCGCAGCGACAUAUGGAAUUUCCGAGAGAAAAGCUGGGUUCAUGAUCGAACAGUUCCUGAGUGGUUCACAAGGGCUGCGGAUAGGCGGCCAGCAUAACGGCGGCUUCUCCUAUGUGGUCGAUACCAAUCAGAUGCGCGAGGCAUGUCUCGUGCUUGGAGCGGAAGAGGUGGCAGAGUCCCUGGCGAGCAAGUCCAAGCCCCAACCCAUCCUCACCUCUGCCUGUCCAGGCUGGAUCUGCUACGCGGAGAAGACACAUCCCCAUAUUCUCCCACAUCUGUCCGCUCUGAAGUCUCCGCAGGCCAUGUCCGGAACACUGUUGAAAUCGGUCCUCAGCAAGACAUUGAACAUCCACCCCUCACAGAUCUGGCAUCUGGCUAUCAUGCCUUGCUUUGACAAGAAGCUCGAGGCCAGCAGAGAAGAAUUAACAGAUCGGUGGUGGCGGUCGGCCGAUCAGGAUCCAGCGAACUCCAACACGUCGCCCGUACGUGACGUCGACUGUGUCAUCACAUCCCGAGAACUCCUUACGCUGGCCUCGGUCCGAGGAGUCCAGCUCUCCAGCCUCCCACUCAAACCUCUCUCACGCUCCGACCGCACACCCUUUCCCGACUCAAGCAUAUCCGAGUUCCUCUUCCCCAUCUCCUCACAACACAAGGCCACACAACUUUCUCUACCCUCAAACCCCGCGGUAGAAACAGCAGCCGGCACGUCAGGGGGCUAUCUGUACCACAUUCUGGCGACCGAGCAAGCUAAGCACCCGGGCAGCACGAUCAGCGUGCAACGCGGCCGCAACGCCGACGUCAUUGAAUACAGCCUCCUCCCGGCAUCAACACCACCCUCACUCUCUACGAAACCCAUCAUGAAAUGCGCCCGCUAUUACGGCUUCCGCAACAUCCAAAAUCUAGUGCGCAAGCUCAAGCCGGCACGUCAAUCGAAACUCCCCGGCGCGGCUCGGCGCACCGCGACGGCCAACGGCAUCGGUGCAGGUGGGAGCGAGUACGCGUACGUCGAGGUCAUGGCGUGUCCCGGCGGCUGCACGAACGGGGGCGGGCAGAUCAAAGUCGAAGACGUGGUUGACACUCUACCGGUCACACGAGGCGAAGCGGUGACAGUCGUGAACGGGACGGCAACUCCGCAGGGCCAGAAGGAGUGGUUGCGGAGGGUUGACGAGGCGUAUUUCUCGGCAGAUUCAGACGAGGACCACGACGAAGGAGAAAACGGGUACAAUAACCACGAGAACGGCGAUGUGCCCAUGACGAACGGGCAUGCAGAUCCAUCAUCGAAGCACUCUCCGACCGUCAUCAACAACAUCAAUGUAACGAGAGUCCAAGACCUCCUUGCGCAUUGGCCCGCCAUCGUGCAGGUGCCGCUGCAGACCCUGGCGUACACGAGCUACCGCUACGUGGACAGCGAUGUCGGCAAGGCCAGUAAAGCCAAGGUCAAGACGCUCAAUGACACGGAGAGGAUCGCGCAGAUUGCGGGUCUGAGCGGCGGCGGUUGGUGA